Molecule: messenger RNA, 824 nt
Organism: Lactuca virosa
Lineage: Eukaryota; Viridiplantae; Streptophyta; Magnoliopsida; Asterales; Asteraceae
Source: the annotation of a GenBank genome assembly
UACAACAACAAGUGGUCUGUCUCUAUUUAAACUUUAGCCACUAUCAAAACUUUCAGGUGUCCUAAUGGAGGGUAAAAUUGUAAUUGAUCUUCUUCCACCUCCCAACUAUGAUGAAGGUCUCUUUGCCAAUGGUCUCAAGGACUUAAGAAAUGUGAAAGAACAGUUGUAUUCAGCUGCAGAUCAUUUUGAAGAUUCGUAUUACAAGAAUGAUCAGAAACAAAUGUUGUUUGAAAGCUUAAAGAACUACAUCUCCAAAUCUCUCAUUAAAACCAUAGACCAUUUGGGGUCUGUCAUGUAUAAACUCAACAACUUUCUAGAUCACAAUGUCAAUGAAGCUUCCAGACUAAACCUUCGAGUCUUAUGCAUUGAACAGAGGUUACAAACAUGUCAAGCAUAUGCUAACAAAGUUGGAUUAUAUCAAUACUUAGAGACUACACAGACACCCAAGUGUCCUAAGAAGUACACUCUCCCAGAGGGUUGUGUUUUUGAAGGAAAGGCUGAGUCAUUUGGUGUAAGCAGAAAGGGGCAUUCUGGACAAUUCCCACCAGGUUCGGUUGACUUUUCAUUUAGAAAGGCUGCAUUGAACAAAAGAAUAGAAAAACGAUCAAGAUCAAUUUCACCAAAUCCAUUCCGGAUUAAGCGAUCAGAGUCUGCAUCUUGUGCUCAUCGAUCCAUGAGUCCAAACAUAUCGAGAAGAUCUUGUUCAUCGUAUCCACAAAGAGAAAGAACAAAAGAUAUGGAAGCCUACUCUAAGAAAUCGAGAAAUCUUUUCAAAGUGUUGCUAAACAUGUACAAGUCAAAGAAUAAGGCGUAAAAAGAUCCUG